GGGGUCAUGCCACAAUAUUCACACGUCUGCCCAUAACCACAGUCGGUGAUGAGCUAGUCUUGCUGCUGCACGAUGCUUUACGCCAAUGGGCUGAGCGCUAUGAUGUGGGCUAUAUCCAUAUUCCUUGGAUCAAGCCUUAUGGCGCUUGCAAGUGAAACUCCAUGCACUUUGCACCAUGAAGGCAACUACUACAAUCUGAAUUCGUUGAAGGCUAGUCAGGACUACGAGUUCAAGACACCGGGUGGACAUUCUUUCUACCUGAAUGUCUGUCGACGCUUUCCCAACAAUGUUGACAUUGCUGGUCUAGUGCGGAAAGACCACCACGACUUUGCCGUAGGACUUGUUAAUACGACCCUGGAAAUGAGGGAUACGGGGCUGAUGUUGCAUCUUUCCAAUGGUUCACCCUGCCCUGGGGAAGACAACUUAUACGGGAGCUCUUCUAUCAGAUUUCUUUGUGACGCAUCAGUCUAUGGAGCUGGUGGGGUGAUAUAUCUCUCAACGAGGGGUGUAGCGAUUGAUGUUUCAUCCAGGCAAACCGGUGGUGAUAUCCCAAUUUCCGGAAGACGACAAUCAAGCCUGCCAAUAUAUGGUCGAGUGGCGAACACAUUUUGCUUGUCCCACAGGCGAGAGGGGCCUUAUCUCAGGAUUAAUUGUGUUCUUGGUGAUCUCGUACGUCAUGUUGACAAAAACAUAUAUUUAUUGAUGACUGACACCUUGUAUAAUCGCUUUGUCCUCAAAAAACGUGGCUUUGAUCAAUUGGCCCGGCUUUCCAAACCUCACCUGGUCGAACUCAUGGAUUUUUGCAUGGAGCUCUUCCGGUCCGUGUUAGACAAUGUUCGCUCGAGCGGGAACAGAUGGGCGAGAUUGACCAGGGACCUCAACCCUGCAUCUCACCAAUGGUCAUCAAGGGAUGAGGAGCAGGCGAUGAUGGCCGCUGAUCCCCUUGAAGAUGGCCAUGAUCAGGAACUGCAAGACACUAAUGUGCGAAGAAAUGAUGCAAUGGAUGAUUUGGGACCUAUACGAUCAUGACCGGAACAUGU
Molecule: messenger RNA, 1040 nt
Organism: Suillus bovinus
Lineage: Eukaryota; Fungi; Basidiomycota; Agaricomycetes; Boletales; Suillaceae
Exons: 6
Coding region: 73-1029 (318 amino acids)
Source: RefSeq, a predicted model, not a curated record